CGUCGAGAGCACCUCCUCAGCAGCAUGGUGAUAGUCUUCUCAAAGAUGUUGCCAUGAAGGCCGAAGAUGAAGAUGAUCAAGAAAAGAUCAAAACAUACAACGCUGUCGCGGGUAUCGAAAGUGCUCUCUAUACACGACUCGCAGAACUAGAUCAUCAGCAUAAACAAAAAGAGGACCACGUCGACCAUGUUGUUGGUAGUCUGGAGGAUGCUGAGG
Molecule: messenger RNA, 216 nt
Organism: Amoebophrya sp. A25
Lineage: Eukaryota; Dinophyceae; Syndiniales; Amoebophryaceae
Source: the annotation of a GenBank genome assembly